AUGAAAAGCGAAGAAAAUGCUAAUAAAGAUAGUAAAAUUGUAGAAGAGGAAAGUAUAAAACAAGAUGAUAAUGAUAAAAAAUCGGCAACCACCGCCACCAUUACUACUAGUGGUGAUACCGGUACUGCUAAAAAAAAUGCAACAGUUGAAAGUGGGGAGGACUCAGAUUUAGAUGACGAUGAUAUUCCCGAGCUAGCAGAAGAACAAGGAAAAAAAGCUCGAAAAGCAAUGCAAAAGUUGGGAUUGGUACCUGUUCCUGGUAUCACUAGAGUUACAAUCAAAAGAGCAAAAAAUGUAAGAUUGAAAUUAUCAAUUAAUUAA
Messenger RNA from Entrophospora sp. SA101, 321 nucleotides. Lineage: Eukaryota; Fungi; Glomeromycota; Glomeromycetes; Entrophosporales; Entrophosporaceae. The record is from the annotation of a GenBank genome assembly.